Molecule: messenger RNA, 1198 nt
Organism: Paramecium octaurelia
Lineage: Eukaryota; Ciliophora; Oligohymenophorea; Peniculida; Parameciidae
Source: the annotation of a GenBank genome assembly
AUGAUUAUAUAUUAACAUAAUUAAACCUUUUCAAGAAUCAAAUAUGGCAGUACAAAUAUGAAAAAUUCUUUUAUAUCUAUGAAAUAGUAUCCAUAAUCUUUACAAUUUAAUAAUUCAAUUUAAAGAUUCUAAGCAAUAAGACCAGAACUUAAUAAAAACAAAUUUAUCGAUAAGAGUCAAAAUUCCAGGUAGUAUUAACAUUUAUUAGAUCCAAUAUACUUUUAAUAGUUACCCAAACCAUAAUUAGUAUAAGAAACAAUUUUUUAGGAAAUAUUUGAUGAUGAUGAUUAAAUUUAAGCAAAUUUGGUCUCAGCUAAGUAGACCUUGAAUAUGUAUGAUUAGAAAAAGAACUAAUUGUUGAAAUCAAGACAUUGUAGAAGAUGAUUAAAUUAACUAAAACCUAAACUUAAUAUUGUCUACAGUUCAAGAGUUGUAAGGAAAUAAAUGUAGUUGCCUGGAAUCAUUAGUAUAAAAAAAAACAGAUCAAUUAAAUGGUUAAGACCUAAAUAGAGUUGGAGUAGAUUUGGUGAUCGAUAAAAGCUCCCGUAUUAAUGGGAGUAAAAUAGAGAGACUGUAACAUCAAGUUUGAAAUUUCUAUUUACAUUUUUAACAGAUCAUGACCGUUAAUAACUAAUUAUUUUUCAUAUUUAGGCUCAAAGAUUAACUCCAUUUAAUAGAAUAACAGAAGAUAACAAAUUGUACCAUUAUUAAUUAAUUAUUUUUUGAAUACACUUUACAUAAAUAAUUGAUUAAAUUAAUUCUCACGGAGGCAUACAAAUAUCCUCAGCAACUGAGAUUGCUUUUUCGCUAGUUAAAGAGCAGGAAGUAUAAAAACAAUGUGAGCUCAGUCUUGUUACUUUCUGAUGGCCAAGACAAUUUUGCUCCCUAAUAAAUAUAAAUCUAAUUAAAAUAGCUAGAUGAGGAAUUUACUGUGCAUGCAUUUUGAUUUGGUUAGGAAUAUGAUGCAGCUCUGAUAGCAUCUAUUUAACUUGAAAAUAGAAGUUUUUAUUUUGUGUAGAAUAUUUCUUUAUUGGAUGAAUUCUUUUUGGAUGCUUUAGGAGGCUUAAAAUCGGUUGUGUGUGAAAAAUUAUAGGUUACAGUUAACUUAAAGCUUCCUGAAAUCUUAAAUGGUUUGAAUAUUUCUAAGACUCAUGGAUUAAUAAAGGGAAUUAUUAUGAGAUCAAUCUUCCAAUAUUGA